AUGAAAGAAACGGCAGCAACAAAUGGCCCUGAAGGAACUGUUUCCAGCAAAACACAGGAGUCAUUAGUACUUCUCGAACGAGGCAUGGAACAGCUACGAGAUAACGUUAAGAAUGAAAACGAGGACUAUCUUGAUGACAUUAACCUGCGUACGCUGCUAACAACUCAGGUAAAGAAUUUUCAUGCAGUCUCCCACUUCAAAAACGAGAAUUUCACUGCUCUUCAGCAUGCUCAAGACUUUGGAACAAUUUCAAAGGAAUCUUUAAAGAGAACAACGAAGUGGGGUGCGAAGUACUUCACACUUGAGAAGUCUUAUUACCCAGUGCCUAAAUCCGGUGUGGAGCUACGGGACGUAGAAUUGAUGAAAGCCUCUCCAGCUGGUAACGUUGAUCCCAACAUUGAGGUAGCCAUGAAGAUUGGUUGACAGGUAUCGACCUGUCAGGCAAAGGACGGUAAGAAGCGAGUCAAUAAAAGACAAAGCGGGAACCCAGCCGCCAGCUGUAUAUUCCAGUUCGCCAUCGUGUACUAG
This is a messenger RNA of Pocillopora verrucosa, 528 nucleotides long. NCBI's taxonomy places the organism in Eukaryota, Metazoa, Cnidaria, Anthozoa, Scleractinia, Pocilloporidae. The record is from RefSeq and is a predicted model, not a curated record.